Messenger RNA from Heterobasidion irregulare TC 32-1, 972 nucleotides. RefSeq lists its product as uncharacterized. The record is from RefSeq and is a predicted model, not a curated record. Lineage: Eukaryota; Fungi; Basidiomycota; Agaricomycetes; Russulales; Bondarzewiaceae. Bases 1 to 972 code for a protein of 323 amino acids. Gene Ontology annotation, molecular function: protein binding. The transcript has 2 exons.
AUGUCGACCCCCUCCCUUGGCCUCAAAGCCGCCAGACAUCCAUUUGCUGACGCCGAUGCCGAUAUCGUCCUCCGUUCCUCUGACAAUGUCGAUUUCCACGUUCACAGAUUAAUCUUGUCGAAGGCAUCCCCUGUCUUCUCCGACAUCUUGACCAUCCCAUCCUCGGCAUCUGAUCCUGACGCUAGUGACCAGCCACCCAACGUUGACGAGCUCAAGGAUGGUAUCCCGAUAGUGCGCAUGGCGGAAAAUCAGGCAGUGCUUGACACUAUUUUGCGUUUGUCGUACCCGACAGAUAAACCGUCGAUUUCUUCUGACCUCUCAUUCGUGCGCGCACUGGUUCGAGCGAUGGAUAAGUACGCCAUGAUCAUGACCUUCCCACAGACACUCGAAUCGGUCAUGUUGGAGGCUGCUGCGGUGCAACCUUUCGCCGUUUAUGCCAUUGCAUGCCAGUAUCGGAUGUUCGAGAUUGCGAAUCGCAUCGCGCGUAUUUCACUUCUGCAUCCCUUGGAUUUCUCCUCUAGUCAACUGAUCACGGAGGACUAUGAUCUCAUGACAUCUUCCCAAUACCACCAGCUCCUGCGAUAUCGUCAUCAAAGCGCUGCUGCGGUUCUUGAACCCAUUCAGUCCCUGAAACGGCUACAACCACUGGACAUACCUGGCAUAAAACCUCAGCCGUCGUGUACUUGCUCUGUACUCUCGAGGUUCAACGAAGCCAUUAGAUAUCCUCCUGCCUAUGCGCUCCGUCGGGUUUCACUAUAUCUAGAAAGAUGUGAAGCCACUCUUCGAUCACGGCCCCACUCAGACACCGUCCUUGACGAUAGCAUCAUCUUGCCCUCAAUUCUGGAUGCGCCUCGAUGCUCGGCUUGUCAAUCGUCCACGAAUGAACUACGUCUCUUCAGCCGUAACCUGGAGAAAAAGUUUCGGUCGGCUCUCGAGACGGUGCAGCCACCCUUUCCAGCGGCCGUGCCAUAG